AUGCCGGGUAAAUCAACUCCGAGGAUCCCGAAAAAUUACGAGAUCGCUCCUGGAGUACUACGAUUCUCCAGCACGCGGUUGGCGUUGCCCAAGGUCGGUGCCACCAAGGUGAAGAAGGUUGGCGGCUCGAAGAAUGGCGGAGAACGCAAAGUCGUCGAAAACAAGGGCCCCCGACUCUUCCCCCAAAUCCGACAGUCCGCUGCCGUCGAAGGAGGCGACCUCGCCAAGACCAAGCUGCGCAAGACUAUCACCCCCGGCACUGUCCUGAUCAUCCUUGCCGGCAAGCACAAGGGAAAGCGCGUCGUCUUCCUCAAGCAGCUCGCCAAGUCUGGCCUCCUGCUCGUCACUGGGCCCAUGCGGUUGAACAACACGCCACUGAGGAGGAUCGCUCAGGCUUUCGUUAUCGCCACAAAGACCAAGAUCGACGUUUCUGGUGUCAAGUUGCCCGCUAACCUCGAUGAUGCCUACUUCCGUCGCGUCAAGAGCAAGACCCGCAAGACCAAGGAGGGAGAGAACAUUUUCGCCAGCGGCAAGCAAGAGUACGAGGUUGCCGAUCAGCGUAAGGCCGACCAGAAGACUGUUGAUACCGCCAUUCUCGCCGCUUUGAAGAAGAACCCCGACUACAAAUUCCUCCGAGGCUACUUGGGAUCCCGAUUUUCCAUUCAGAAGGGACAGUUCCCCCACAAGCUGGUUUUC
Messenger RNA from Mesorhabditis spiculigera, 696 nucleotides. The record is from the annotation of a GenBank genome assembly. NCBI's taxonomy places the organism in Eukaryota, Metazoa, Nematoda, Chromadorea, Rhabditida, Rhabditidae.